Linum tenue is the source of this 435-nucleotide messenger RNA. The record is from the annotation of a GenBank genome assembly. Lineage: Eukaryota; Viridiplantae; Streptophyta; Magnoliopsida; Malpighiales; Linaceae.
AUUCGAUUUGUUUCUCAAAUCUUAACCGAAAUUCCUAACCCUUCGACUUCGAGACUUCUCAUCCGACUUCCAAUCUUUCCCCCACAACCCAUCUCUUCGACCAAACCAGUCACUUCUUUGGGAGCUCGAAGAUUUGACCGGCAGAAGGGAUUGUGGUUGCUGCCAUUUUGGGUUCGACGGAGGAGAGGAACUUUGAGACUUCCGAGUUCCGACUUCGCCAUCCAUCCCUUCGCCAAAUCACCUUGUCAUUCUUGCCGACGAAAUCAUCCCUUCGUCUCGAGAUCGAUCUGGGUUCAAAGCUCGAGCAUUGUUCUUCGUCUUCAUAUCCAAUCUUUCCCCAGCAAGGCAGCAACCCAUCUCUUCUACUGUCGUCUCUGGUCUCCGGCAGCUAUGGAAUCCCAACGAGUCGCUUCCGAGGUUUGGACGCACACUAAG